UCAACAACCACGACUGCAGCACCUACAACCACAACUGCAGCACCUUGCAGCGCCUACAACCAGAACUGCAGGACCAGCAACCACAACUGCAGCACCAACAACCAUAUCUACAGCACCAACAACUCACCUACAACCACAACUGCAUCACCGACAACCGCAACUCAAGCACCUACAACCACAACUUCAGCACCAUCUACAGCACCAACAACUGUAGCACCUACAACCACAACUGCAGCAGCAACCACUUCAGCACAAACCACCACAACCGCAGCACCAACAACCACAACUGCAGCAUCA
Molecule: messenger RNA, 297 nt
Organism: Nothobranchius furzeri (turquoise killifish)
Lineage: Eukaryota; Metazoa; Chordata; Actinopteri; Cyprinodontiformes; Nothobranchiidae
Source: RefSeq, a predicted model, not a curated record